CUCCUGUCCGCGCUUCCCGCAGCCCGCAGCCCGCCGCCCUUCCCCGGGACCCCACUGUCCUGUCCCGGUCUCGCGGAGCCGCGAUGGCCAAGCGCAGCUCGCUGUCUAUCCGCAUCGUGGAGGGGAAGAACCUGCCUGCCAAGGAUAUAUUUGAGGCAAGCAAGGCCUCCCUAAAUUGCAACAUGGAGCCCAACUUGUGAUGCUCCUGGCCUAGCCUCCCAGCGUACAGGGAUCACAGCACCGGAAGCAGUGACCCCUACUGCAUUGUGAAGGUGGACAGUGAGCCCAUCAUCAGGACGGCCACUGUGUGGAAGACGCUGUGUCCCUUCUGGGGUGAGGAGUACCAGGUGCACUUGCCGCCCACCUUCCAUGCCGUGGCCUUUUACGUCAUGGAUGAGGAUGCGCUCAGUCGGGAUGAUGUAAUCGGCAAGGUCUGCCUCACAAGGGACACACUGGCCUCACUUCCCAAGGUAAAAGCAGCCCCUCACUCACAAGUGCUCAGAAAGGUUCCUGAGGUGGUGCAGGCUGAGGGUAGAGGGUACGCAGGGGACCAGCCAGGCCCCCUGAGCCACAGCCACACAGGUUUCACCGGCUGGGCCCACCUGACGGAGGUUGACCCAGAUGAAGAGGUGCAAGGGGAGAUCCAUCUGCGACUGGAGGUGCUGCCAGGACCCCCAGCCUGCCGGCUGCACUGCACUGUCCUGGAGGCCAGGGACUUAGCUCCGAAGGACCGGAAUGGUGCGUCGGAUCCCUUUGUCCGAGUUCGCUACAACGGCAGGGCACAGGAGACCUCGGUGGUAAAGAAGUCCUGCUACCCACGCUGGAAUGAAACCUUUGAAUUUGAGCUGGAGGAGGGGGCCACAGACCUGCUAUGUGUGGAGGCCUGGGACUGGGACCUGGUCAGCCGUAAUGACUUCUUGGGCAAAGUGGUGGUCAAUGUCCAGAGAGUGCGUGCAGCCCAGCAGGAGGAGGGCUGGUUCCGGCUGCAGCCCGACCAGUCCAAGAGCCAGCGGGCUGAGGGCAACCUGGGCUCCUUGCAGCUGGAGGUUCGGCUUCGAGACGAGACGGUGCUGUCCUCUGGCUGCUACCAACCCCUGGUGCAGCUGCUGUGCCAGGAGGUGAAGCUGGGCACGCAGGGCCCAGGGCAGCUGAUCCCAGUCAUCGAGGAGACCACCAGCACCGAAUGCCGCCAGGAGGUGGCCACCAACCUGCUCAAGCUCUUCCUGGGGCAGGGGCUGGCCAAGGAAUUUCUGGAUCUGCUCUUUCAGCUGGAGCUGGGUCGCACCAGUGAGGCCAACACGUUGUUCCGGAGCAACUCUCUGGCCUCAAAGUCCAUGGAGUCUUUUCUGAAGGUGGCGGGGAUGCGGUAUCUGCAUGGCGUCCUGGGCCCCAUUAUUGACAGGGUGUUCGAGGAGAAGAAGUACGUGGAGCUGGACCCCAGCAAAGUGGAAGUUAAGGACGUAGGGUGUUCUGGGCUGCAUCGUCAGCAAAGUGAGGCCGAGGUGCUAGAGCAGAGUGCGCAGACGCUGAGGGCUCACUUGGGGGCGCUCCUGAGCGCUCUCUGCCGCUCGGUUCGCGCAUGCCCAGCUGUUGUCCGCGCCACCUUUCGCCAGCUGUUUAAGCGCGUGCGCGAGCGCUUCCCUGACACCCAGCACGAGAAUGUGCCGUUCAUCGCUGUCACCAGCUUCCUGUGCCUGCGCUUCUUCUCUCCCGCCAUCAUGUCGCCCAAGCUCUUCCACCUGCGCGAGCGCCACGCAGACGCCCGCACCAGCCGCACUCUGCUCCUGCUGGCCAAGGCAGUCCAGAAUGUGGGCAACAUGGACACUCCGGUUUCCAGGGCCAAAGAGGCCUGGAUGGAGCCGCUGCAGCCCACAGUGCGCCAGGGUGUGGCACAGCUGAAGGACUUUAUCACCAAGCUUGUGGACAUCGGGGAAAAGGAGGAGCUAGACCUGCAGCGGUCUCUGAGCUUGCAGGCUCCCCUGGUGAAGGAGGGGCCGCUCUUCAUCCACAGGACCAAGGGCAAAGGCCCCCUUGCGUCCUCCUCCUUCAAGAAGCUUCACUUCUCCCUCACCACUGAAGCCCUCAGCUUUGCCAAGACGCCAGGCGCCAAGAAAAGCAUCCUCAUCAAGCUGGCCAACAUCCGUGCAGCUGAAAAGGUGGAGGAGAAGAGCUUCGGCAGCUCACAUGUCAUGCAGGUCAUCUACACGGAUGACGUGGGCCUGCUGCAGACAGCCUACCUGCAGUGCAAGUGUGUGAACGAGUUGAACCAGUGGCUGUCUGCACUGCGGAAAGUGAUCAUCAACAAUGCUGGCCUGCUGGCUUCCUACCACCCUGGUGUCUUUCGUGGGGACAAAUGGAGCUGCUGCCACCAGAAGGACAGAACAGAUCAGGGCUGCGAUAAGACCCGGUCACGUGUGACCCUGCAGGAGUGGAAUGACCCUCUCGACCAUGACCUUGAGGCCCAGCUCAUUUACCGGCAUCUGCAGAGUGUGGAAGCCACGCUGCGGGAGAAGCACCGGGAGCUGAGUGGGGGCACAGAGGUGGGUACAGUGCCCACGAACCCUGGUGAAGCCCCCAAGGACCCCCUGGCGGCACUGCUUGGGGUGCUGCAGGACCUCCGGUUGUUGCACAGCUCAAGUCUACCCAGCUCUCCCUCUUCAGAGCCCCACUGUGCCCUGGAUCUGCAGACGUGAGCAGGCACCAAGCCUAACUUGCCAGUCACCUGAGCUACAGGGUGGGCCUGGGCGUCUCCUGGGUAGGGCUGUCAUGGCCACCUGAAGUCUGGGGAUUUAGGGGCUUCCUGCUCCUCUGGAAGGCCUGACUGCUCCCUGCACUGCUGCAGCCCUCACUGUUCCUGACCCACUGUCUUCAGGAAAUGUGCCCUCCUGCCUAGGCAGGCCCAGCCCACAGCACCCCUAGGACAGUCCUAGCCCAGGAGAGUGGGCUUGCACCUGUGUCCCCUCAAUCCUUCCCACCACUACCUGGUUCCCAGGGUGCGGUGUCACGGUGCUCCAUUACCCACAAUAAACCUGCUAAACUACCAA
Messenger RNA from Cavia porcellus (domestic guinea pig), 3044 nucleotides. RefSeq names its product RAS p21 protein activator 4B (gene Rasa4b). The transcript is spliced from 22 exons. Gene Ontology annotation, biological process: regulation of GTPase activity; intracellular signal transduction; cellular response to calcium ion. The record is from RefSeq and is a predicted model, not a curated record. Gene Ontology annotation, molecular function: phospholipid binding; GTPase activator activity. Lineage: Eukaryota; Metazoa; Chordata; Mammalia; Rodentia; Caviidae. The coding region runs from base 390 to 2693 and encodes 767 amino acids.